Papaver somniferum (opium poppy) is the source of this 1076-nucleotide messenger RNA. RefSeq names its product 60S ribosomal protein L8-1-like. Gene Ontology annotation, biological process: cytoplasmic translation. The record is from RefSeq and is a predicted model, not a curated record. Lineage: Eukaryota; Viridiplantae; Streptophyta; Magnoliopsida; Ranunculales; Papaveraceae. The transcript is spliced from 2 exons. Gene Ontology annotation, cellular component: cytosolic large ribosomal subunit; ribosome. The coding region runs from base 60 to 842 and encodes 260 amino acids. Gene Ontology annotation, molecular function: RNA binding; structural constituent of ribosome.
UUCAUUUCCACAGAACAAAACCCUAAUUCCGCCUCUGCCACCACCAUCUUCAUCACCAAAUGGGUCGUGUAAUCAGAUCUCAACGUAAGGGAGCUGGUUCCAUCUUCAAAUCCCACACCCACCACCGCAAAGGACCAGCAAGAUUCAGGAGUUUAGAUUUCGGUGAAAGAAAUGGUUACUUGAAAGGAGUAGUUACUGAAAUCAUCCACGAUCCAGGUCGUGGUGCACCAUUAGCAAGAGUUACUUUCAGACAUCCAUUCAGAUACAAGCAUCAGAAGGAGCUUUUUGUUGCUGCUGAGGGUAUGUAUACUGGACAGUUUUUGUAUUGUGGGAAGAAAGCUAAUCUGAUGGUUGGAAAUGUUUUGCCAUUGAGAUCUAUCCCUGAAGGAGCUGUUAUUUGUAAUGUUGAACAUCAUGUUGGUGAUAGAGGAACAUUAGCUAGAGCUUCUGGUGAUUAUGCUAUUGUUAUCAGCCAUAACCCUGAUAAUGGUACUUCAAGGAUUAAGCUUCCUUCUGGAGCAAAAAAGAUUGUACCAAGUGGAUGCCGUGCUAUGAUUGGCCAAGUUGCUGGUGGAGGCAGGACUGAGAAGCCCAUGUUGAAAGCAGGAAAUGCUUACCACAAGUACAGAGUGAAGAGAAACUCCUGGCCCAAGGUUCGUGGUGUUGCUAUGAAUCCCGUUGAGCAUCCUCACGGAGGAGGUAACCACCAACAUAUUGGACAUGCCAGUACCGUUCGUCGUGAUGCACCUCCUGGACAAAAGGUUGGUCUCAUUGCUGCUAGGAGAACUGGACGUCUUCGUGGACAGGCUGCUUCAGCUGCUGCCAAGACAGAUAAAGCUUAAGUUCUUUGCUUGUUUUUACUGUUUUAGUUUGUUUGGAUAUCUUGAAUCAAUCUUUCCUAGUUUGACUCGUGAGAGGUACUGUGAGAAGAAUACUUUUAUUGUUUAUUUGUCUUCAGAUAUUACUUAUUAGUGUGUAGAAUGAUCAGAAUGAAGUCUCUCUGUGAACUGCAAGUUUAUUGCUUGAGCAAUAUACUGAAUUUAACAACACAGUUUGAUAAUUUCCUCUUUGCUAAA